CCUCCCCCUCUGCGGUUUUCGCGUUCGUGUCUCGGAGCCCGAGCCCGUCUGUGCGUCUGUGUUAGUCGCGCUUCUUCUCCGGCCCGCGGAGUCACAAUGGUGUCGUAGUGCCCAUCGCUCCGGCAGUCCUCGACGAACCGGCGUUUUCGCGACUUCACUUCCCGAAGCGUGACCCCGUCGGAUCUCCGGAGGCGAGAGAGAACCGAGCCCAGCGGUCCUGUUCCUUCCGUUGGCGUCGUCGUCACCGACGUCGCAAGCAGAAACAGUUCGACAAUGAGCGGCCGCGUAGGAGACCUCACCGAGCAGCAGAUGACAGCGCUCGACGAACUUCGAGCAAACGUCGACGACAUCCUGAGGCCGAGCCACGACGACUACUUUUUGCUGCGGUGGCUAAGAGCUCGGAACUUCAAUGUCGCCCAAGCUGAAGCCAUGUUGCGAGAGAACCUGCAAUGGCGCAAACAGAACAACGUGGACGCAAUACUGGACGACUACGAGCCUACAGAGGUUCUUAAAAAAUACUACCCUGGAGGCCUCGUGGGUCACGAUAAAGAAGGAUGCCCCCUCUGGAUCAUUCCUUUCGGCUACACAGACAUCAAAGGACUCUUCUAUUCUGUCAAGAAAUCUGACUUUAUCCGGCACAUCAUUCAGCAGCUCGAAUACAGCGCCCAGGAUAUGGCUGCGCAGACAGAAAAGCUCGGCCGAGUCAUAGAGAUGCACAGCUUCAUAUUUGACCUAGAAAACUUCAACCUGAAGCAAAUUGCGUGGAAACCGGCUCUUGACAUGAUCAUCAACCUGGUCACAAUGUAUGAAGACCACUACCCGGAAAUGCUCAAAAAGGCUUACGUCAUAAAUGCGCCCAAGAUCUAUCCUAUCAUAUACAACAUGGUGAAGCCAUUCCUGAGCGAAGAGACAGCGAAGAAGAUACACGUGUUCGGCAAAGACAAGUGGAAAGAGGCCCUUCUCCUGGACAUCGCUCCCGAAGAGCUUCCUGUGCACUGGGGCGGAACCAUGACGGGACCGGAUGGAGACCCGAGGUGUACGCACAUCGUGGGAGCGGGCGGCCCGGUGCCGUGCUCCUGCUACACGGCCCCUUCGCGGCGCCUCUCCUCGGACCAGAACCUGAAGAUGUGCGUGAUCGAGAAGAAGUCCGCCGUGCCCCUCACGGUGGAGGUGACCGAGGCCGGCUCCAUCCUGCGCUGGGAGUUCCAGACCGAGAACUACGACAUCGGCUUCGGCGUCUUCUUCGUGCCGGACUCGAACGGCACCGUGAACGGCGCGGCCGGUGACGGUGGCGACAUGCAGGAGCUGGUCGCCAUGCAGCGAGUCAACUGCCACCUGGUGCCCGAGGACGGGAUGCUCGUCUGCAGCGCGCCCGGAAAAUAUGUGCUGAAGUUCGACAACAGCUUCAGCUGGUACCGGAGCAAGAAGCUUCUCUACCACUACCAGGUGCUCCCGCCAACGCCAGCGUAAUCGACGGUGGCCCCGACGGCUAUCUGCCAACGGCGUCACACGUUUCUCCUUUCGUUUUGUUCUUUCUCUUAUUCGUGGGUUUUUCGUGCUUUCGUCAGCUGACACCGGAAACCGAUGUUCCGUAACUCCAUCCAGCAGUAAUAAUAAGGCACCAGGAGGCGAAGAAGGCAGGCUGUGAAUAUGAGCUUUGGGAAUUUGUAUAAGUUCUAGGUACGUAUAUAGGACGCUUGCAGUCGUCGUCUUACAGCACGAUAAUAAAUAAAAAGUAGCGUCUAAAGCUACGGAGCUUCUAGAGGGCACGGAUACACGAAAUUUUGACCUGUGUAGUUAGCGUUUCGCGCAUACAACGACGUAACUCAGAGGAAGUUCAUUAGGAAGAGGAGAGUGUAAGCUAUAACAGGGUCUUUCCGGUUAGAUGUAGCCGUUCAGUUUACUGUCUAGCAUUUGCUUGCAGCAACACGUUCCUUAGCGUCAAAUUUCGCAUGCGUCGGAAACGCGUUUCAAGCCUAAUUUUGUAAGCAGUUUGCCAUUUCCCGUCACACAGCACACAUCUACAAAUGCAACAACUACAAUGACCCGGGCGAGUGGUGAAACAGCUCGAGAUACCCUUAUCACUGCUGCAGUAUAGCUGGAGUUAUCUUCCAAACAUUCUGGCAUAACAGUUCUUGAGGGCUCAUUGCAUGCGCAAGAGCCUCAGAUACGCUAUAUUUUCACAUUUGGAAUUACAUUUCAUUUUGAUUGAUGGUGCGCCGAAUAACCCACUUCAAUUGUUUUGGCAGAAGGUGAACGCUUCUCUCUUUUUUUGCGUAUCGACCAACGGCGAAUCUCAGGGGUCGAUUUGGAGCAAUUUCGCAUUGCUCUGCUGGACAAAUGUCAUGCUCGUUUGAUCGUUUAUACGAACGACCUGUUGUUUUGACGUUUUGCUGAUAGAUACAGAUAGCGUUCUUCCGAUCCAUCAGAAUGCGAUGUUGAGCUAGUUGGUUUAUGCUGUAAAUGUGGGUUCUGGAGCAGCAAAGCAAAGGGGAAAGGUGAAGGUACAGAAUGACGUUCUUUGUGUCCCUCCUUCUUUCGACUUGGUUUUGCUGUGCCAGAAUUCACAUUUCGCCCAACCUACCGACAAAACUUACGAUACUGGGCCUUUAAUUACAUAAACAGGCGCUGAUUGUCAUGUGUGAAGCAAAAAGAAAAAAAUUGUUCUGAGUCUACCCGCAGGAUGUUCCGUAAUGUUUCUACUGUGUUAUGACUUCCCACAUUUAGAAUUCUCUUGGCGUGACAUAUGCGUUCUGAACAGCGUUUCUCCCUAGAUGCAAGCCCUGAGUGGUCGUACUGUCGCAACUUCCUAGUGCAUGAGUAACAUUCCAAGUUGAUAAAACCCAUGCGCGAGCAGUCCGAUAAUCCAUUCCGACGAGCUAUUUCCGAGUCGUGACCCAUAGAUGUCAUAAUGCUGUUGUGUUAUUGUUGCUGUUCAUUGUACACGUACGCCUACUACUUCUCUGGAAAUUUUCACUCUUCUUGAAUGACUUCCACUUGUAUGCCGUGAGCAAAAUAUCGUGUGGCUUCUUGUGGAAACCAGCAUAAGUUGCGUGACAGCGCGACAACCUGCCUGGACUUGUAGAAUGGCAUUGCAUGUGUCAAACAUGAGGGAUGCAAGAGACUAAAAUACUGUCACAAAGGUAAUUAUCGUUCCGAGCCGCGGAAGCUCAUUGAAUCGAUAUAUAUAGAGAAAGAAGCGAUGCCUGAAUCACGGUCUCCAAGGUGUUACUGCUGCUCACCAGGAGGCGAGUUUGUGCUUCCCGAAUUCGGUAGGCGCAUCAUCUGUUGGAAAGUGAGAACAGAAACUCGCGUGUUUCUCUUCUUUUUAAGUUUCCGAAAAGUUUAGAAAAAAAAAACAGGAGAUAAAGAUUAAUUUGUGUUCUUCAUUAAGUCGAGACUCAUAGGCAGAGUCUGUUGAGUUCAAUUCUAUGCUGUGUUAGCCCAGCCGCUUGUAGGUGCGUUCCUUUCCACAAACGUAUUACGGAGACAAACAAUAAUUUAGACGUACAGAUACGGAAAGGAAUGAAAAUGAGGAAUUUUCCACACAUAUCAAUAACAAGGCAAAUACUGCAGAUGCUACCAGUUCAAACUUUCGCACUGCGGAGGAUUCAGUGCAAGCAGGCCUGAAGAAUGAAGAAGCAAACUCCGGUAGCCUUUCAAGUUAAAAAAAAAAAACACUCGUGAAGUGGGCAUGUUAUGCACAAAACAACCGUCGUUAACACUAAUUGUAGAGACCGGAUCGUGCCAUCAAAUACUAUCACGUGCUCAUGGAAUGUUUCGGUUCUAUAGUGUGGGAAGGCGUUUGAUGCAUAAAAUGUAUGGCAGAUUAGAACAAAAUUAUCUGUCCAUGUGAGCCUAACAAAACGAUCACGCUGCAUUCUAGGUUGUUCUGAUAAGAAACGUCGACGAACCUCACCAAUGCUUGGCACGCGUUAGAACCCUCCGGUGAGUUAACGGGCAGACAGGCAUACAAGCAGCACGCCAGCUCACGCUGUGUCGAAGAAAAGUUCUUGUUUACUGGCAGCAGAAAGGUUAUAAUUGCAGUAACGUGGAAGGUUUGAAGAGAUUGAAAGGAAUACCACGAUUAAAUAGUUUGACCUGGUGAACAUAUCACGUUGAAGCCGCCAUGGUUGUUCAUGCGCAGUGGUUGAUAUUUCGUUUUAAUGUCGUUCAUGUUUAUUUACGUUUCGUCAGAAGCUGCCGCUACAACGUGCACUUCGGCACAACUGCAUCGAAGCGCAGCUUUUAACUAUAGAGGUGGAGCAUAUCGCUGUAGUUCUUAUGCUUAAAUGUACAGCAGGCUGACGGAGGGGAAAUUUGGAAGUCAUGUAGGUUGACUCGUCUCCUGUAUGACCAUCGGUCACCGAAAAGCUGUCUCGUAUGGUAACUUCGAAAACACUUCUUUAUUUCGUUACUAAACAAGAAGACGUUCCUCAUCAUGAUUCAUGGAUCAAUCGGUAGAUAAAUAAAUACAUAAAUGAAGAAGCACUUACUCUCUUCACUAAAGAGACGACGUUUUCACUUCAUGCACGACACCAAACACGCAAAUUCAUAUCUUCUGAACGAAAUUGUACCAUGUAUUACUUCGGUCAGUAGCCAGAAACAACUUCUCAUAUUUAGGUGACUUCGGCUUUCUCGAUCUGUAUAUUAUUUAAGCGGAUGAAGACGUAAUUCUGGCAGGAUAACUUGCAGGAAGUAUAAAAACAUGGAAGAAUCCGGGAACAAAGAGCUUUGGGGCUGUCCAGUUAUUGCGUAGUUGUCGCUGAGUUCUGAGAUGCAAAAAGCGGAGAGUGCAUAAGCAUUCUUACGAGUUGUGAAUGUGCAAGGACUAAUGUCCAAAUGUACGUCGCUGAGCAAUCCUUCGAGUUAUGAACUCCUCCCAGGCAAGCGAGCGCGUUGAGACGCUUGGCGCGUUUUGAUUUGGCCUUAACGAGGCGCAGUUGGAAAGCACGCGAGAGCUCGCGCGGCCGAGGAACGCGCGGAUAACACAGGCUUCCGAGAGGGAGAGCGAGAUUGACGUGGCGUCGCGGCGGUGCCCUUUCCCCUCACGAAAUGCCUGGCGUGCUAGCGCAGCAGAAGGUGUUCCCUUUCGCCGGCUGUGCUUCGUCGAGGCCCGAGCGAGCAAGCGCGAGCCAGCGUCGCGAGGCGCGCUCAUGACGUGGCGUCGCAGCCCAUGCCAAGUUAGACGCCGUUUCGCUGCUGCAGACGACGCAGGCUUGUUCGUUCGAUCGGCCAUUUCACGCUUUCGCAUCAAUGAAAGAUAGUCACGUCAACUGAGACAAAGCACAGAUGGAUUAAACGACACAGGCAAAACUGCGGUGCUCUACCGAGGUCCUUACCUGUAGAUCGACUAACCGCGCGCAAGUCGUGCCCUACUGUCAUAAGAGGCACGGUCCCGUGGGCGAUACGGCAACGAUGUGAAGCUUCUGCGUGUUUCAACGUGGUGAGAUAGCAUCUCGUGCGUCCUGACAUUCUUUUCGUUUCUUUCUAUCCUCGCAGAAUUGAAGGUCACCCUUCGGGCUCGCACUGAAUACGAUCAGGACGUAAUUGCCCUAAAGCGAUAGCCACUUGUUGCUGCAAUCAACGGCUCACGCCGACAAGAGCGUGUGGCCUUUGCACACUUAAUGCCUGGCAGUGAAUACUAAAACUACUCGUGCUUGUGUGUGCAUGAGUUCGUGCAGCCAUGCACGAAUGCAUGCGUGCGCAGUGUACCGAGUGUGCAGCAGAAUGUUCGCUACAAGAAGUAGCCAGUUUGCGAACGCGAACAGCUCUACCACCUUGGCUUUCUGUCAUUGAGUCGUCCGACUUCUUUCUGCAACCUUCGGAUUUCUUCAAACGUCCCGAUUUCAAAACCUUCGUCUAUUCUUCGCUGAAACAACGUUAAGCACGAUCAUUCUAUAACGUGUACUAUUUUCUUUUCGAAGUCUUGCUUAUUUCUUUUAGAAGUCUUUUAGGCACCUCGCCGAAAAACUCACUGAUGUUGUCUUUAGUAUGUGCACAUAUUUUUUUUAACUUAAUAAACGUCUCUCCCCCCUCUCUCUCUCUUCGAAAUCUUAUAGUAGAGUAUGCUCCUUUGUCAGUUUCACAAGGAUGGUCGCAGUGGUGGCAGAGGUGCGAAGAAUUUCCCAACCACCCAACACUUUAGUCUUUAUCUCGCCCUAACUGUAAUGUCGAUCUCUAAUUUUCCACGUUCUCUCCUUUGCUUUCUUUUUAUUUUUUCAUGACUGUGUACGUUCCUUAAACUCAGCGUAUGGAGUUAACAUAAGAUGACCAUUUCUUUGUUCAGUUGAACGCGCAUGUUUUAAGAAUUCGAACAUUUAGUUUAUUUUGAAAGAUCGCCUUUCAUUCCACGCAUUUCUACUGCCUACUUUUGUGGUGAGUUAAUGCAGUACCUUCUUACAGCUUUCACUACACCGCAAUCUUGAAACUGUAGCUGGUGUACUUCGAGAAAAAGUAUGCAGCUGUCUAAAAAUUAUCAGGAUGGUUGUACGUGGAUCUAUACCUCAUGCAAUAUCGUGUAUUUGGUUUUCGUCUCUGGCAUUGCAAUGAUGUUUGGUGUCACAGUUUUUGCUGAACGUUCUGAAUGUACAACGCCGCGCGUAGCGACAACAUUUAUUGUGUUUGAGUAUGUUUGUCAAUGUAAUCCAAUGCCAAGAUUAUCAUCUAACACUACAGAAGUACUGCAUAAGCACUGAACUUAACCUCAUGACCACACUAAACGAGAACCCCGCAUACCGGUCUCAUCAACCUACAUCUGAAGAAGGCAAAAGAACUUCAGCUAUAGUAAACUGAAAAUGCUGUGAGUCCGCUGCUGUGUGUCCCAACAUUGGAAUUAGUUCUAAGCCCGCAGUAAUAUAUCAUGUACGAUAUGAAUUAACAAAAUGCUACUGUGCGAAUUUGCCCAUUUAUGAAAUAUAAUCUUGUUCUUGCUUUAGUUAUGCGUGAAAAUCAACGUACCGAGCUCUGUUUAACAAUACGCCAAGGCAUUUUCCCAAUGUGGGCCUGUCGUAAUAAUUGGGAAGGCAACUUUCCUGCUUUGGAUGAGAGUGACGUUUCGUGGUUGGACUUUGUUCAACAUCACGAAUGUGUUGCCAGCCUUGUCGUAAACGUUCGAAGGCCGCUUCACCUGACCGCUGUUGUUUCAAUGCUGUGCGGGAGGGCUUGCGAUUAGCGCUGCCGUUACCCUGACGGUGUGAAAAUAUAGAAAGGAGAGUUCUUGCUUUCUUGUCUAUGGUAGCGCUACAUGUUUAACAUAAACCCAACUACCCGGUCCGUCAACAGUUUUGGUCAGUUUUGGAGCGGCUUUUAAGGUUUUGACGGCAAACUGUCUGGGCACUAUGCGUUAGCGUGGGCUCACCAAGGUCUGAUAACCAGGCAUCUUUCCUUCACUCUCACUCCUUCCUUUCGCCUCUUAGUGCUGUGCUCCCUGUACAUUUCCUGCUUGGUGUUUCUCUUUGAACUAUUUGCUUUGAAAUGUUAUGUAAAUGUUUCGUCUGGUGUUUGAGAGCUGCGAUAUGUUUGCUCUCUGUUCUUGACGCUGUUUUCUUCGAUGUGUAAGAUAUGGUAAUGUGCAGUUCAAUGAUGUCACGUCUAUUUUUUCGUGGCAUUGACUCCAGUGAUGCUUUGACUACGUCGGUUCCUGUAAUGUGAUAUAACCGCUUAUGCAUGUAGAAGUAGCCCGAACGGAAAGAAUUGUGGCGGGCGUGUUUAGUCGAGAGGGCGUUGGCAAGGAACCGGCAUUGUGCUAAUGUUAAUGCGAUAGACCUGCAGCCUUGUGGGUGCAUUUCUGCGCUGAGCCUUAAAACCGGCUACCGGUUUGAUGGACGUGAUACUUCGUGCUAUGGGCAAGGUAGACGGUAAUGUAACGUCUUCUAUACUGGUUCACCUUGAAUUAGAAUUGAAGCAAAGUGAAAGCAAAAGUAAUCUGUGCAAAUGACGUCAUUCAAGACUAGCUAAUCGACGGCAAACGUGUCUAAAAUCUGGCAUUUGGGUAAGAUAGGGUCAACGUAAGCUUCCCCACACGUCAAAGGCUGCUACCCAACCAAUAAAGCAAGCAGGAAAAUGUCCACAUAUGUUUCUUUUUACUAUCCAAGUCAUUCGCUAGGUUUAAUUGACGAGCUCGAGAAAGCGAGUCGAGAAAGUCCCGCUUGUGAAACAAUACCUCAAGUUUGCACAUCCUAAUAAAUGACAAGGCAGAGAAGACUCGUUAGUUGUCCGACGCCGGAAGAAUACCACGCCUCUGAAGAGAGUUUGAGUUGGCACUUGGCAGACUCCCUAUGUGUGCGACGAACCAAAAACGUGCGCGGAUUUCCUUCUCGGCGCACUGGUGACUGUGCUGGGCGCACUCUCGGCUUUUCACGUCACGAAUUCGACGGGAUCCCGCGAGCAAGUUUUGAAGCCUUGUUAUAGAAUGGCUGACAUGUGAUACAUACCUGCGGUGAUUAACCUCGCGCCGUAUAGUUGCAAUACUCCGGGGUUCUGGGCUUACGAAGGAAACUGAAAGAGGUGCAAGCGUAUGCGCAUAGAUUGUUUUGUCACUCUAGCACGUAGGUUCAUCGCGGACUGGCCAGGCCUGUGCGCUCGACGGAGGUCGUGUAACACGUCUCGUGACAACGUCGAAAAGCUGUGUAAUGUGAGCGUCGGGGGAAUGCUUGUGCGUCAUCCCGGUCGACAGCGGUACAGAUGUAUGACGAACGCACUGCUGUAUUUUUGAGUCGUUAUGCGAACACCGUGCUUAUGAAAAUAAAGUGAGUGUGUUGGUAAGA
Molecule: messenger RNA, 8768 nt
Organism: Dermacentor andersoni
Lineage: Eukaryota; Metazoa; Arthropoda; Arachnida; Ixodida; Ixodidae
Product: SEC14-like protein 2
Cellular component (GO): cytoplasm
Source: RefSeq, a predicted model, not a curated record